AUGUCGGAAAAGUUUCCACCGAUCCUUCCCCAUCCUUCUGCGGAGACAGCCGAGGAGAACCGAGCCGAAGAGAACGGCCACAAUGUCAAUACCAACACAGAAAUCCCCCACUCAGACGAACCUAGCCUGAAGCCUAGCAUAUCAAAUAUCCAAAGAUGGAGGACAGUAAGCCAGCGGGUACGGACUGGCGCUGCAACGAUAGCCGAGAAGCUCGGACGACCUCCCGAAAGAGAGGCUGAUGGCUUGGAUUCGCCCAUGUUACCAGAGCACUAUGGAGCAACAGACGAUAUCCGAGGAUUCGAGGCCCGGCAGGCAAUCGACGAAGAAGCUCGCCUCCCACAAACAGACUAUGAUUCACAAGCUCGGCACUUGGUGGAACGGAUGGGGGUACAGUCCGGGCCACAGCGUCCACGCAUUGAAGAGCCGCGCUCCGGUUCGACGACCCCAGGAACUCCAGAUGGGAUGGCAACACCCGGCGGGCCACCGGGGGGACUCUUGUCACAAUUGCUCCGUGUAUACGCCAACAAUCUCAGCACUGCGAGCCGGAUGAGUGUUGUCUCGACGGCAUCAGAAACAGACCAGGACACAGAAAGCUUCACACCAUCCGGCACAGUGACACCAAGUGGAAAGAAAGACAAGUUGAAAUGGUACAAUAACGGCCAUCACCCCGGCAAACCAACUCACAGAUAUACUUCCUCCCUCGUCAAUGCAUCCAUGGAUUUGGGCCGGGUCGGGGUUCCUGGAGCCACGGGUCCCCCACCCGUGAAUCCCAAAGAGCAAAAGAAGCAAAAGCGCAAGAGGAAGAAAAACAUCAAGCUCACCGUCCACAUUGCCGCUAUUCUUGCCCGCCAACAGUACAUCAUGCAAAUGUGCCGCGCGCUAAUGAAAUACGGCGCCCCAACCCACCGCCUCGAAGAGUACAUGAUAAUGACCUCCAACGUACUGGACAUCAAAGCCCAGUUCAUGUACAUCCCCGGCUGUAUGAUAAUGUCCUUCGACGACCAGCUAACCCGCACCGCGGAGGUAAAGAUCAUCCGCGUGGUCCAGGGGCUAGACCUCUCCCGUCUCGCAGAGACACACAACAUCUACAAAAACGUCGUCCACGACAUCAUCAGUGUCGAACAAGCAACUCACGACCUAGACGAGAUCAUGCAACGUGAGCCACGCUACAACCGCUGGCUCCUCAUCUUCCUAACUGGCUGCGCCAGCGUCGCCGUCGGCCCAUACGCCUUCAGCGCCCGGCCCGUCGAUCUCCCUAUAAUCUUCGUACUCGGCUGCAUAGUAGGAUUCAUGCAGCACGUCGUCGCGCCAAACUCAGCCACUUACUCAAAUGUGCUAGAAGUCACCGCCGCGGUCCUCACCUCCUUCAUUGCACGCGCUUUCGGCAGCAUCCAGUACAACGGCGAGCGCGUCUUCUGCUUCUCGGCCAUGGCACAGUCCUCCAUCGCAAUGAUCUUGCCGGGUUUCGCCGUGUUAAGCAGCAGUCUUGAGCUACAGUCGCACCAGAUGAACGCGGGCUCAAUCCGACUUGUCUUCACGAUCAUCUACUCGCUCUUCCUCGGGUACGGCGUUACCGUCGGUACGACGAUCUACGGGCUGAUGGACCACAACGCGACGAAGGAGUCGACGUGUUCGAAUCUGCCGGAGGUCUGGGGGAACGAAUAUAUCCAGCACUUUCCCUUCGUCGCACUGUUUUGUCUCUUCGCAGCGCUGAUUAAUCAGUCGAAACCGAAACAGUUGCCGGUUACGAUCUUUAUGGGUGUUUGUGGCUACGUCACGAACUACUUCAGCACGAAGAAGCUCGGCUCAAACCAGGUCGCUAAUACUGUUGGCGCGUUUACAAUCGGCCUUCUGGCUAACUUGUAUAGUCGACUGUGGCAUGGUCAUGCGGCUGCUGCUAUUAUCCCAGGUAUCUUUACCCUCGUCCCGUCGGGUCUUGCGUCUAGUGGGUCGAUUAUCUCUGGCUUGCAGUAUGCUGAGGCUGUUGCGUCUGGCAAUGUCUCUAAUGCUGCUACUAGUGCGACAUCUAAUAGCUCGCUUACCUCACUGGGAUAUGGUAUGAUCCAGACGGCUAUUGGUAUUUCCGUUGGGCUGUUUAUCUCCGCUUUGAUUGUUUACCCGCAUGGGAAAAAGAGGAGUGGAAUCUUCAGUUUGUAG
Molecule: messenger RNA, 2157 nt
Organism: Penicillium robsamsonii
Lineage: Eukaryota; Fungi; Ascomycota; Eurotiomycetes; Eurotiales; Aspergillaceae
Product: threonine/serine exporter family protein
Exons: 1
Coding region: 1-2157 (718 amino acids)
Biological process (GO): transmembrane transport
Molecular function (GO): transmembrane transporter activity
Source: RefSeq, a predicted model, not a curated record